This is a messenger RNA of Fonsecaea multimorphosa CBS 102226, 1644 nucleotides long. RefSeq lists its product as uncharacterized. Bases 1 to 1644 code for a protein of 547 amino acids. The record is from RefSeq and is a predicted model, not a curated record. Lineage: Eukaryota; Fungi; Ascomycota; Eurotiomycetes; Chaetothyriales; Herpotrichiellaceae. The transcript has a single exon.
AUGUCAGAAAAUGUCUCCAAGAUUCUGACUCGUAUCACAACCUAUGACGGGUCUGCCGCUGAUCCCUAUGACCAUGAGAUCGCUCUCAUCGAUAGCACCCAGCCUGGGAACGAGGCGCAGUCCCACGGUGAGCCUCGUUCAAGCUCUCCGAGCUCGAGCACGGGGCAACUGGCUAAGAAAGGAACAAGAGAAUCUUUGAAGGAGCAUCUGGGCCGGCGGAAGUAUGCCAAAUACCAGCAGGACCGUUACCACUCCAAAACGGGCAGUAUUGUUACCGCCGAGGAGCCUUCGUCGCAAUCAGCGUCAACUCCGCAGGCGCAACAAGUCGGGACAGAGGCUGGAACACAGGAAGUGGAUUUUGCACACACCGCUUCUGCCACGAGAGGACGAAAGAGUGCGGAGAGAAGGAGGCGAGAACACAAAAAGGCUAAACACGAAAUCCAUGAAAUCGACAUACUCUACGAAAACCAGCGGGGUGCGUUCUUUUGUGGCAUUCCUCUUUACUCACACUCGUCUCUGCUGCCGCCCGAUCCUAGUCCAUGGUCGAACAAGGAUAUGAAGGAUUCAGCCGUCAAUAUCACCAAUGCUCAGGUGCCUGAUCCGACGUGGGAAUGGGCAUGGAACAGCUGGUAUGUCGACAUGAGCCACGACGUGGACGAGGAAGGUUGGCAGUACUCGUUUGCCUUUGGACGCAGUUGGACCUGGCAUGGGACGCAUCCUUGGUUCCACUCAUUUGUCAGACGGAGACGAUGGCUACGGAAAAGAGUCAAACGCGAGGUGCACGGCAGCUAUGGGAUGCCUGGGAGCAUGAGUGAUGCCCACCACUUAACCGGCGAUUAUUUCACUAUCCAUUCAAAGCGAGAUCGUAGUCCGAUCAGUGCGGUUGAUGGCGCCGGUAAAACCGCCAGACCAUCAAGCUUCAUCAGCUUUCCAAGCACGAUUGAUCAGGACCAGCCGCCAGAGGAGAUCAGAGACAUUGCGACCCUGCUUACGGCACUCAAAUUUGCACCUAUUGAUCGAGAAAAGAUUGAUGUGGUCAAGAGGUUCGUCCAACAAGGUGGAGAGGAGCUUGUCUACCUCAAAGACCAUAUACCAGAUAUUAUGUCGUUUCUCGUCUUCCAGAAUUCCAGGAGGCAGCUCCUUUCAUACCUUAAGAAGACGGCAAAUGAAGCGCGCGAACACCGGCGGACCCACGAGGAAGAGGACAAGCCAGAGGGUGACGCCGAAAGUCGAAGAAUCGACAAUCUGCUCGCUGCAGUCGAGGCUGCCGAUGCCGAAAUCGGAGCCCUUGAAUACUGGAGCGACAGGAAGCAUGUAUUGAAAACGGACGAUGCGCAAAGUCUGGCUACCCGACCGAUAGCCACCAUCUUCGAUCAGCCGGCUCCGAAGCCAAAGACGGACGAUGACCCCGUGGAAGAGAUCAAAGGAAUAUCCGAAAAGGCUGACAUUACACAGGGAACCACGCAGUCCGUAUUCAAUCCCGAUCGACAGUCAUCCAUUGAAGACAAGCAGGAGCAAGACAAAGCGAAGGAGAAGGAAGACAAGGGCAAAGGUCGUGCGUAUGACAGUGAGGACGAUCAGGUGGAGCAAGACUCGACACCACAUUUGGGCGCCGAUGAGGUCCUUGUUCCAGACCAAGAUUAG